AUGUAUAAAGGCAAGGAUACCGACUAUAAAUUGGGGUCGCCUAUACACGAGAAAAUACCUAGUUUUGAAAUUGGUUCUGAUAAACGAUUGGAUAUAGAAGACAGCGGACGAGAAGAAGUUGGCGACAGAAGCAAAGAACAUGACGAAGAGGACGAUGAAUACAAACGAAUUAUUGAACAAGAGUUUGAAAAAGAUCAUGAAUUCGAUGAACGUGAGUUUGAAAUUGAAGUAGUAGAUGAGGACGAGAAUAAUGAGCAAGAUUAUGAAGCAGAUACUAGCAAGUCGAUUGGGUCUUUACCUCGAAUGCCAGGUACUUAUGAUUUUUCUGGUUUGAGGAGUAACGAUAAUCAAUACAAUGAGUUAACUGAGACUUUGAAUCAAGAGGAAGGUCAUCAGACUAAAGAUGUCGAGACUGAAAAGUCAAACAACGAAGCCUCGCAUACAUAUAAGUCAACAUUAGACCCAGGAAAACCCCAACAAAACCCUCCGCCUUCCAAUUUGAACAUUGAUUCGAUAUUAAAAACUCAAUUGGAAAAUAAUAAAAGUGAAGGAAGCAUUGGUCAAAUAAUUGACAGUAUAUCAAGAAAGACGUCCAAUUCCUCUGGAGCUCCGAAUAUCAUGAAGAAUAAUACUUUGGAUAAAAUUCCAACACAUGAUGAUGAAAACAUCGAUGACAACAACGUAGAAAAUAGAGCUGGUAAUCCAAAAAUACGUGGUGAACUAAAUGCGUCCAAUGAAGCAUCAAUAAACGAUAAUAUUGCUGAUAUCAGUCAGUCAACUAUACAGACUUCUACUGAUGUUGACGACAGUAUAAAUAAAGGGAAUAAUGAUAUAAAUAAAGGAUUAUCUAAUGUUGAUAUCAGUGACGCCCUGGUAAAUGAAUCGAAACAAAGAAAUGUUUCGUCAGGAUCGGUAGUUCGAAAUCCUCCCUCGGGGACCCAAACCAAUCAAUCUAAUCAGUCAUACCAUCAGACGAGAGCUAUAACUCCUGUAAUGAAUCAAAUGAAUAAAUUUCAAAGUUCAACUUCUGAGGCGUCUUCGCCAAGAGAGCAUCUUGGUAUGGGUAUAAAUAAUAGUGCCCCAUCAACGGGCGCUAAUUCGAAUGCGUCUUCCCCUAUGAAUGGAAGUUAUCCAAACUCCAUAGCUAAAAGUCGAAGAAGUGGUAAUAGAGUGAAGGGGGUCUUUUCGAAUAUGUUUAGUAAGAAUAAGAGCAAUACAAGUGUGACUUCUUCGCCAGAAUCUCAUGCGAUAAAUAUGAAGAUAAGUACUCCGUUCAAUGCGAAACAUGUAGCGCAUGUUGGAGUCGAUGAUAACGGAUCAUAUACUGGGUUGCCUAUUGAAUGGGAAAGAUUGUUAUCAGCAAGUGGAAUCUCUAAGAAAGAACAGCAACAACACCCACAAGCGGUUAUGGAUAUAGUUGCAUUCUACCAAGAUACUAACGAUGAUAAUACAGAUGAGAAUGCAUUUAAAAAGUUUCACUAUGACAAUGAUUCAUCACAUUCGUCGAUUUAUAAUGCCACCCCUCCCUCGACUCCUGGUAUUCCUUCAACUCAUUAUGCAACACCUCUCCAGUCUGAAAAACAGCUCCAAAGACAACAAUCUCAAAAAUCACAAUCAUCGCAGCCAACACAUAUGCAAGCAACGCCCAAAACUCCAAAUAAUAAUUACGAAAAUCAAUUCAUUCCAAGCAGACCAGCUCCAAAACCACCUUCAAGCACGCCUUCGGCCAAAUCAAUGAAACCGCCACCAGUGCCUCCUUCACCAAGCACGAAUACAAACGUGUCGCCUGCUCUGAAGAAGAAUUCAUUCAUGGGCAGAUCGUUUUCUUCAAAAUCCAUUAAGGCAUUAAGGAAUAAUAGUAGAAAAAUUUCAGAGCCAGCGAAAGUACCACAAUCGAAGGUAUUAAAUAACAGUUCUGAAAUGGGAAUUCCAAAAUCAAAGUCUCACAGUAAUUCUCUUUCAACCCAAAGCGAAGUUGAACCUACAAAAGGUUCAACCACUGCUCCUGUUUCAUCUACUGCUCAAUUUAAUUCUACUACUGGCAAUAACACUAAUAACACCAAUGGCCCUGAUAUAAUUGAAGAAGAGAAAAAUAAUAGUCCAUUAUUGAAUAACCCCAAACAAAGAGAGCAAAAAUCUGAUAAUAAUAUGGAGCAAAGAGCGGCUCCUCCUCCUCCGCUUCAGCCUACAGCUCAGUCUUAUAAAAAAGAAGAGCCAUUGAAGGAGGCAUCAGAAAAGUAUAAUAAUAAAGAAAACGAUGCACCAAAGAAAAAUUCUCAAGCCCCUGUAAGAGAUGCAAAACAAGCGGCACUUUUGGCUCAAAAAAAGAGAGAAGAUAAGAAGCGUAAGAACCAGCAGAUUAUUUCCAAGUUGCAACAAAUUUGUAGCGAAGGUGAUCCUAAUGAGCUUUACAAGGAUUUAGUUAAGAUUGGACAAGGUGCAUCGGGUGGUGUUUAUAUAGCACAUGAUGUAAAUCAUAGAUCACAGACAGUUGCUAUUAAACAAAUGAAUUUAGAACAACAACCCAAAAAAGAACUAAUUAUCAAUGAAAUAUUGGUUAUGAAAGGUAGUAAACAUGAAAAUAUUGUUAACUUCAUAGAUUCAUAUUUAUUGAGAGGAGACUUGUGGGUUGUCAUGGAAUAUAUGGAAGGUGGUUCAUUAACUGAAAUUGUAACCCACAGUGUUAUGACUGAAGGGCAAAUAGGUGCAGUCUGUAGAGAAACAUUGAAAGGUUUAAAAUUCUUGCAUUCAAAAGGUGUUAUUCAUAGGGAUAUUAAAUCGGAUAACAUCUUGUUGAAUAUUGACGGUAACAUUAAAAUGACCGAUUUUGGCUUCUGUGCUCAAAUUAAUGAAAUUAACUUGAAAAGGACCACAAUGGUAGGAACACCAUACUGGAUGGCCCCAGAGGUUGUAUCAAGAAAGGAAUAUGGUCCGAAAGUCGACGUGUGGUCUCUAGGAAUCAUGAUUAUUGAAAUGAUUGAAGGAGAACCUCCGUACUUGAAUGAAACUCCAUUGAGAGCCCUUUACUUGAUUGCAACUAAUGGUACGCCUAAGCUUAAAGAGCCAGAAGCAUUGAGUUAUGAUAUCAGAAAGUUUUUAAGCUGGUGUUUACAGGUGGACUUCAACAAAAGAGGAAACGCCGACCAGCUUUUGAACGACAAGUUCAUACUUGAAGCCGAUGACGUAGAAUCGUUAUCGCCACUCGUCAAAAUCGCUGCUAUGAAGAAGGCUUCGGAACACGAUGAGUGA
Molecule: messenger RNA, 3249 nt
Organism: Debaryomyces fabryi
Lineage: Eukaryota; Fungi; Ascomycota; Pichiomycetes; Serinales; Debaryomycetaceae
Gene: CST20
Product: mitogen-activated protein kinase kinase kinase kinase
Exons: 1
Coding region: 1-3249 (1082 amino acids)
Biological process (GO): regulation of MAPK cascade; protein phosphorylation; intracellular signal transduction
Cellular component (GO): cytoplasm
Molecular function (GO): protein serine/threonine kinase activity; ATP binding
Source: RefSeq, a predicted model, not a curated record